AUUUUAUGUAUAGUAAUGUGGUACAUCUUUUUGAUCCUGACCUCGAGUGCUUACAAUCUGGGGAGGUGAUAGCAAAGGUAUUUCAGGCUUAAAGGCAGUGUGGGCUUCAGGUCAGGCACAUUCAGAAGGACAUCGUAUCGUUUUCCUAAAUCGCAUCUGAGUUGAAGCUGCUGUUUCUCGGGGCGCAGGAAAGGGCAGGAUGAGGGUCCCCGCUGCCCUCGCAGGCUGGGCUUGUGCUGCUCUCUGCCUGGCAUCCAGCUCCUCUGCCUUUUCCCAUGGGCCCGGCUCGGUGGCCUGUGCGGACCUGCAGCCCAAGCACAUUCCAGCCCAGCCUCAGAACCCCAGCAGCCACCACAUCACCAUUCUCACUGGCAGCUCUUCCUACUCACCGGGUGACACGGCUUCGGGUAUUCGUGAUUUCAUGGGCUUUCUACUCUGGGCCCGAAGAGAGUCUGAUCAUCAGAUAGCUGGCACUUCUGUUUUCAUUCCUCCUCAUUCCAAACCGAUGGCUUGUUUUGAAGAGGCUGACACAGUCACCCACGUGGACAAGUCCCGGAAGAGAAAUCUGUCAUUUGAGUGGUGGGCCCCCGCCCACCCUGUAGGGGACGUCAGGUUCCUAUAAGAGAUGGUCCAGUCAUAUUUCAUUUACUGGGCGAGGAUUGAAUCACCUGUCGUGUCUCAACAGACACACAGUAGAGCUAGUUCCGACAGCCACGUGGAGCCGGGCUCACCUAUGCCAGCCCCUGGGCAGAGACCGGAGGGCAUGGAAGGAACUGCCCCGGCCCCCAGGGUCCCUGUCACUCUUCCUCAGCAGUGCACAGAUGUCUCUGCUGUGGCCGUCCCUGGAGCUGCAGAAGAGGACAGGUCAGAUCCUGUUCCGGCCAAUGUUCGGGUGACAGAAUUUCCUGGGGCUGCAGAGACUCCAUUCCAAGCAUCUUCACACAUAGCUGCCGUAGUCAGCGAUGGCCACCAACCCAGUGGGGACAGCGGCCCAACCCGGGAACCAUCCCUGGACGUUCAUGGGCUGGAGAGGUUCGUGGCCAUCAGGGGAUUCUCCUCGGAGAGCUUUGCUUCCAGCCCUAGCACCCACCACAGGACUCAGAAUGAUCCAAGCUUUGAUUCACUGGAAACUUGCCUACCCUCGGAUAGGGAUAACAGCCAAGACGAGAUGAAGGCCUCAAAUAGGAUGGUGAUGAGGCCUCCUCUGUACACUAUCCAUCCUUCCUAUCCUCACCUCUGGUCCUCUGGGGCACUCUCUGGACAUGGGGCCAGGGCGGCCAAUCCAACCCCUGUGCUCCACACCUCUGCCACCUCCAGGCCACCCACUGCCAGUGGCCAGUCAGAGGCAUCAAGACCCUCUGCCAGCUUCCUGUCUCAGUCAAAGCACAAGGAGCCCAAAGUGAGGGAGGGCAAUGGAGACAGUGGCGUGGGGCACCCCAGGAAGGCCAACCCAAGACCUGAGCUUGGGCAAGACGAAGCCAGGGCCCCUUUGGGGAUCCAGCUCGAGACUCUGCAGCUGGGAAUCCUGCUUUGCCUUUCGGCUGCUUUGGGCAUGGCCGUGGCUGUUGACCUUCUCUACCUGCAUUCCCAGUCUUGCCACAAGCGGACGGAAGUAUCCUUUAGUGAGCCUGCUGGGGGCGCAGCUGCCAGUGAUGGAGGCGAGAUCGUGCAUGUCAGGAGGAUUGGGGAGAACAGUUUUGUUUUGGUUGAAGCAGAAGACAGCUGGAUCACUCCCUCUGCGGGCAGCAAGAAAACAGUCCUCUGA
Messenger RNA from Kogia breviceps (pygmy sperm whale), 1765 nucleotides. RefSeq names its product reeler domain containing 1 (gene REELD1). The record is from RefSeq and is a predicted model, not a curated record. Gene Ontology annotation, cellular component: membrane. NCBI's taxonomy places the organism in Eukaryota, Metazoa, Chordata, Mammalia, Artiodactyla, Physeteridae.